Hibiscus syriacus is the source of this 1046-nucleotide messenger RNA. RefSeq lists its product as uncharacterized. Lineage: Eukaryota; Viridiplantae; Streptophyta; Magnoliopsida; Malvales; Malvaceae. The transcript has 3 exons. The coding region runs from base 64 to 684 and encodes 206 amino acids. The record is from RefSeq and is a predicted model, not a curated record.
GCUUCAAUUCUUGGAUCUUCUUUCAUCAUUCUUCAACUUACAGCCAGAAAUUACACAACAACUAUGGCAGUGAAAACGAAUGGUGCGACUGUUGAAAAUAACUUCAUCCACAAAGAGGAAUUGCUCCAGGAUGCCCUCCGCAGUUUGUUUUCGUCGAUCAUCUACCCCAAAGCAUCGGCGCCUACUCCGCUGCUGCAGCGGAUCAAGAUCUCUGUUUCGGAGAACUUGCCUCGCCUUGUCGAAGCCUCUAGAAACACCAGCCGUUCUGUUCUGCAGUGGACCCGCAGUGGCAGCCCCCUUCGUGCUCUUCUCGUCAUUUCUGUUGGAACCAUUACUUUUCUUACCUUGGCUGGAUUGCUUCUUUUUACGCUUUUCUUUCUAGCUGCUACUGUCAAUGCUAUCAUCAUCUCUUCCCUCAUCGCUUUGGCUGCUGCAGGAGUCUUCUUCGCUAUUUUUUUUGCUUGUGUAACAGUUAUUUACAUUGUGGCCUUGUCAGUUGCUGCUUUUGUUAUUUCUACUGCAACAAUUUCAGCAAUGAUAGCUGCUGUUGUCGUUACAGGCUGGAUUGGAUUCUUUUGGGCUGUAUGGUUGGGUACUAAGAAAAGCAUGGAGCUGGCAAAGCACUCGUUCAGCAUGACUGGAUCUGCUCUUUCAGCUUGGGAGCCGAACAAAGUUUCAGACUGAAACGCUUUGGUGAACGUAAGACCCCAACUCCACGCACUGAUUCAGUGUGUAUAUGUUGGCAGAUGACGUUGAUUAAUCAUAGAUGGGAAGCACGUGAAUGUGUUUUUAGUUUUGACAAUUUAGCAAUAAUAUAGUCGGCUUGCUACCGGCUUGCAAUGGUUAGGAUGUUUGAUUUUCCGGUUUACUUGUUUAACUUUAGUUGGCCUGUCUUGGGGUAAACAGAACUUUAGUUAGCCUGUCUUGGGGUAAACAGAACUUUGGUGUCAAAAGUAUCUGUCCGUGUUUGGAGUUCAUUCCUUUAGGGAUGAAUGGUGUUGUAUUGAUGUUCCUCUAGAAUUUAAAUGGACGGAUGAUUAGGUUUU